Molecule: messenger RNA, 4286 nt
Organism: Belonocnema kinseyi
Lineage: Eukaryota; Metazoa; Arthropoda; Insecta; Hymenoptera; Cynipidae
Gene: sima
Product: protein similar
Exons: 15
Coding region: 315-3578 (1087 amino acids)
Biological process (GO): cellular response to hypoxia; regulation of transcription by RNA polymerase II
Cellular component (GO): nucleus; cytoplasm; transcription regulator complex
Molecular function (GO): protein dimerization activity; DNA-binding transcription factor activity, RNA polymerase II-specific; RNA polymerase II transcription regulatory region sequence-specific DNA binding
Source: RefSeq, a predicted model, not a curated record
UAGAACGAACAAAACAGUACACCCUAAAACCACGCGUUUCGCGUUCGGCCAAAAUGAUUUGUUAUUAUCUCGCGAGUAUUCUCUAACUUUACAUUUUAUCAAUUACAAAUCAAGUUAAACAGUGCACAAUUGACAUUUUCUCGGGAGAAAAAUAAAAAUAAAACAAGUGAAAAGCAAACGUAUAGUGUCAAGACCUUUUUUGUGAAGUGAAAAUUGCGUACGAUUGUGAGGAUUGUGAGGAUUGUGAGGAUUGUGAGUGCAGUUUCCGGAGUUUGUGGAUUAUCGAGAAACAAAAAGUGCACGUCAAAAGAGACAUGGAGACAAGGAAAAGCAAGCCAAAGGAAAAGAGGAGGAGCAAUGAAAAGAGGAAGGAAAAGUCGAGGGAUGCAGCCAGGUGCCGGAGAAGUCGGGAAACUGGCAUUUUUAGAGAUUUGGCAAAAGUACUGCCAAUGGCAACUGCUCAGGCUCUCCAUCUCGAUAAAGCGAGUCUCAUGAGAUUGGCAAUUGCAUAUUUAAAACUUCGUGCUCUAAUUGAUGAUGUACCUGCGCCUAUGACAAAAUCGAAAUCGUCGACAGACUUGGACGAAUUUUUCCUCAAAGCUCUUGAUGGUUUUAUGCUGGUUUUAUCCAACAAUGGUGACAUGAUUUACCUCUCCGAAAACGUCAGCAGCUAUCUCGGAAUUUCGCAGUUGGACAUGAUGGGACAGAGUGUUUUCGAGUACAGUCAUCCUUGUGAUCACGAGGAAUUACGAGAGAGUCUCUCUACCAAAAUUUCCGACAAAGAAGAGAAGAAAUCUUGCAAUUUCUUUCUACGUUUAAAAUGCACACUCACAAGCAAAGGCAGGAAAGUCAAUUUGAAAAGUGCAUCUUACAAGAUUAUUCAUUGCACUGGACAGAUAGUUUUGACGUCUCAGAUAAAAAAAUCAUACGACUGUGAAAACGGAAGUGGAAAUGAGUCAAGUGGAGCAGAGGAUGGAAUUGAAAAGGAACAACUGGCUUCAUUGGUCGUGGUUGGAUGUCCGAUUCCACAUCCUAGCAAUAUUGAAGUGCCACUGGGUCAGCAAACAUUUCUCUCCAAACACAGUCUUAAUAUGAAAUUUACUUAUGCCGAUGACAAACUCGGUGAAUAUUUAGGCUGGGACAGCAAUGAAUUAGUGGGCCAGUCCGUGUUCGAUUUUCACCACGCCCAGGAUAAUGGAAUCCUCGAUAAAUCUUUCAAAUCCCUGUUCAGCAAGGGACAAUGCGAAACUGUGGCUUACAGAUUUUUGGGAAAAAAGGGCGGUUAUGCCUGGGUCAUCACUCAAGGAACUCUCAUUUAUUGUUCGAAGCAGCGCAAACCACUCUCUGUCGUCUGCGUCAAUUACAUCAUUAGUGGCUUGGAGUGUGAAAACGAAGUGUACAGCAUUCGCCAAUUGGAGGCGCGAAGCGCUUCGGUAAAAGAAAAUCAGCUUUCGGAAAAGUUGGAUUCAGUUCUUCGUCCUCCACUUUUGGAGGCCGUGGAUCUUUUGGACGGGCCGGUAAUUUUGAAAAGUCCAAUUCGAAAAAUUCAAAGAGGUCCAUCGCAAGUCACGGCUUCCCUCUUCCAAUUCCUGGAUAAAUCGAAAGAGGAGAAGGAAAAUAUCUUUGAGGAGCUGGUUCAAGAGGAAGAAGAGGAAGAAGAGGAAGAGGAGGAAGAGGAAGAGGAGAAAGGUGAAGGUGCUUUUGCUCGUAAACGGGAGUUGAUCCAGCGAAACGAGAUUCAAAAGCAAAACCAGAAUAAUUGUCACGUAAUUCAGGACGAGAACGAGCCUCCAACUCAGAAUAAAUGCAAGGUGGUAUUGGAACCGAUUAAUCGCAGUCGUCCAGUUGCUGAAGUCAUCGGAAAUUGUCGUUAUCCUCUCGCUGGCUCGACUUUUGGAAUAAAUCAGGAUCAGCCAAAUCAAGUUCCGCAAUCAAUUAGCAGAUCGCCACCGCACACAGCAACCGCGAGUAUUUUUGCUCCCCGUACAAAGGACAUGAACAAAGGCUUUCUUACCUUCAGUGAAGAUCAACCUGGCCUCACCAUGUUGAAAGACGAGCCGGAGGAUUUGACCCAUUUGGCGCCAACCGCCGGUGAUGUCUGCGUUCCUCUCGAGGACCCUCCCUUCCUUUCGGAGAUGCUGGACGAAUUUAUCCUCGGAAAUGAAAGCUACUGUCCACUCUUGAGUCCAGAACUUCAGACAGAACUUCCUGUUACCGAUCUUGGAGAAAGCGGCCUCCGAAAUACCGAACAUUCUAUUCUUGGGGAUUCCCUCAAAAGCAGCAACAAGGAUCUCGAUGUCUCACUUCAGGAUCGGGAUCCUUUCAUUUAUCGAGACUCACCUAGUCGAGGGAGUGUCAGCACUGAACUUCACUCACCCACUCUGAGCAGGAGUCCAGAGCGAAGCAUAGACUCACUUUGCAGUCCAAAUGGAAGCGGCAACUUUUCAGAAGACGAAAUGCUAAUGCUGAGCAUAACUGACGUCAUGGCCGAUGACGAAUUGGCUUUGAGAGCUCCGUACAUCCCAAUGUCUGAUCAGGACGAAGCCCUCGAGUUACUUAUCAAUAACGAGAUGGUCAUGUGGGGCCCCACACAGUUAAACGACAGAAAAUCAAAAUGGAUCAUCGAUCCAGAGGAAGAAAAAAGUAGUAAUUCCAGUCUGGCACAACUCUUGAAGAACGAUUCGAGUGGCAGGAAAUUUAAAGAUCAUGGGGGAGGACUCGUCAAUCCUGCACAAGUUCUCGGCCAAAUUCGAGUCAGAGGUAAAGAACAGCUCGACUCGGAUCGCCUCUGCAGCGAGCGUUCAAACAAACGCGUGCACGUCUGCUCUGUGAAGGCCGAGAACGAGUACAAGCGAAUCAAGUGCGAUCAGCGUGACGACAUGGAGGUCCCCCUGAAUGUGAUGUCGGGCCUGCACGAUGGCGGCAGCAGCAGUAGCAGCAGCAGCCAACUUCUUCAGCGUCUCGUGGCGGCAGAUGUUUCGAAAAGUUGGCAGAACCAACUGGAAGCGAGAGUUGAGAACAGCAAGGAAGGCGUUUCUAGCGUAGGUCUUCUUGUUGGUGACGGUGACGGUGAAGGUGACGGUAACGGUGUUGGUGGUGGGGGAAUUCGUUGUGACGAUGCCGGUGGUGGUGGUCAAUGUCAAUAUCAAUAUCAAGUUCAAGGUCAAGGUGACGGUGAUGAUCGCGUAAGAUUUGGAAAAGGGACGGGAUCACAAUCCAGCCAGUCGCAGCAGUCCAACAGCGUUCUCAUGAACCUCCUGGUUUCCGGCUGUGACGUCUUCAAAUGUGGAUUGCGUCCAAAAGAAUUAAUUAUUUGGAACGAUUCAGAAUUUGACAUGAGGAUGCACCCGAUAGAAAUUUUAGAUUCUCAGAUGUUAGGAAGAAGCAAUAGGCUCUCGAGUUUAAAUAUAAACUUGGACGAAAUGCAGAGAAGUCCUCCUCAGUGGUCUCCAGGAAAUUCGUCCUUGGGCCAAAUAAGUCCCAAUACGAGAAGUCAGGACUCAAAUUCAAUUAAUCGAGGUGGCGUGGUGACGAUGACCUGCUUUGAUAGUCUGCCGUUUAUGCAUUUGGUGGAAUGAAUGAACACAAUUUAUAAUAAUAUAACAAAUAACAUUUAUAUAGGAAAAAAAAAUGGGAGAGAUCAUUUUAUCAAUGUUGCCAAUAUUUUAUUUAAGGAAAAAUCGGAACGACUGAAAAAUCUCGACGAAUAACAUUCACUGGAAAAUUGCAGAUAAAGAUACUACUAAUUGAAAUAAAAAUUUCGCGAAAUAAAAUUGCCGACACGGGGCAUUUUAUCAUUCAGAAAUUUUUAAGUGACGGCGAUUUUAUUUCAGGAAUGUUCAAAUUCAGAGAUUUUAAAUUGUCGCUAAUUUUAUUUUAUUUUUUUUAGGGUUUUUUUGAGUCUUCUCGAAAAAAAACCAGAUAAGAAUGGUAGUGAUUGUGGAAUGAUUAUUGAUUUGAAAAUAACAAUCUUAUUUUUAGAAUUUAUAAUAUCAAUUGUAAAGGCUCAUAAUAUUUUUUAUGAAAGCGCGACUUUCAGAGGUUUUUAUUUUUAAUUAUUUUUAAUUAUGUUUAUUUAGUUUGUAAGAAAAAUGUUUUAUAUACAGACAUAUCUGCACGAAAAUCUGCGCGUAAAUGCUUUUAUUUUAGUUUAUCGAAAUGGGCUUCGAAACAGAAGUUUCGAAUUAUCUCAGAUUUUCGACUUUUUGUAUAUUAUCUGUUCCAGCUGUGGUUGUAAAUAAGAAAAAUUAAUUUGUAAUACCAAAUAAAAAUUUCGCAUAACUGUA